AUGGCGCUCGCGGCAUUGGCCGUGGCACUGGUUCUCGGGGUGGCCGUGGAGGCGCGGUUCCUUGAGACCCAGAACUUGGGCGGUGGUGGUGGCUUCGGCGGAGGCGCUGGCUUUGGUGGUGGUGCUGGGCUUGGCGGAGGAGGUGGUGCUGGUGGUGGGCUUGGCGGAGGGCUCGGCCAUGGUGGGGGUCUUGGUGGCGGGUUUGGCGGUGGGAAAGGUGGAGGUCUUGGUGGAGGCAGUGGUCUUGGCGGAGGAGGUGGGUUUGGUGGUGGCGGCGGAGCGGGCGGCGGGCUUGGUGGAGGACUUGGUGGUGGAAGUGGUCUAGGCGGUGGAACGGGUGGUGGUCUGGGUAGUGGUGUUGGACUAGGCGGUGGAGCCGGAGGUGGUCUUGGCGGAGGAGGUGGUCUCGGUGGGGGUGCUGGCGCGGGCGGUGGUGCCGGAGGAGGGCUUGGAGGUGGUGCUGGAGGUGGUCUAGGUGGAGGGAGCGGCCUUGGUGGCGGUGCAGGUGGUGGACUAGGUGGUGGAGCUGGAAGCGGUCUUGGUGGAGGCAAUGGCUUUGGUGGUGGAGCCGGUGGAGGUGGUGGUUUCGGGGGUGGUGCCGGUGCUGGUGGCGGUCUUGGUGGUGGCUCUGGAGUAGGUGGCGGACUCGGGGGAGGCAAAGGUUUUGGCGGAGGUCUCGGUGGAGGCAGUGGUCUUGGUGGUGGAGCCGGUGGAGGUGGCGGUUUCGGGGGUGGUGCCGGCGCUGGUGGCGGCUCUGGAGUAGGUGGCGGACUCGGGGGAGGCAAAGGGUUUGGCGGAGGUCUUGGCGGAGGUAACGAUGGGGGAUUCGGCGCUGGUGGUGGAGCAGGAGGCGGUGCCGGGGGAGGGUUUGGCGGUGGUGCUGGAGGUGGCGGCGGCUCUGGAGUAGGUGGCGGAUUCGGAGGAGGCAAAGGUUUUGGUGGAGGCCUUGGUGGAGGUAGCGGUGGAGCAGGAGGUGGUGCUGGGGGAGGGUUUGGCGGUGGUGCCGGAGGUGGUGCUGGUUUGGGUGGUGGAGGUGGUGCCGGGGGAGGGUUUGGCGGAGGAGCGGGAGGAGGCACUAGCUUGGGUGGUGGAGGUUCCAGUGGUGGCGCUGGUGGUGGCCACUGGUGA
This is a messenger RNA of Panicum hallii, 1128 nucleotides long. RefSeq names its product glycine-rich cell wall structural protein-like. The transcript has a single exon. The record is from RefSeq and is a predicted model, not a curated record. NCBI's taxonomy places the organism in Eukaryota, Viridiplantae, Streptophyta, Magnoliopsida, Poales, Poaceae. Bases 1 to 1128 code for a protein of 375 amino acids.